CUGAGCGAGCUGAAGCGGCGGCUGCGGCAGGGGACCCCAGGAGCCAUGGGGUGCACGCGUGAUGCCAUCCUGGAUGCGCUGGAAAACUUGACCGCUGACGAGUUCAAGAAGUUCAAGAUGAAGCUGCUUUCAGUGCCGCUGCGCGAAGGCUACGGACGCAUCCCACGGGGGACGCUGCUGCCCAUGGACGCUGUGGACCUCACCGACAAGCUCGUCAGCUACUAUCUGGAGGCGUACAGUGCCGAGCUCACGGUAUUCGUGCUGUGCAACAUCGGCAUGCAGGAGGUGGCGGAGCAGCUGCAGGAGACCUUGUGCAAGGGCCCCGGAACCACGCCAGCCGGGAUCAAGGCCCCUCCCCAGACAGCAGCCAAGCCAGCACUGCACUUUGUGGAGCAGCAUCGGGCGGCCCUCAUUGCGCGGGUCACAGACGUGGAUGGGGUGCUGGAUGCCCUGUACGGGAAGGUCCUGACAGAGGACCAGUACCAGGCAGUGCGGGCGGAGUGCACCAAUUCUAACAAGAUGAGGAAGCUCUUCAGCUUUGCUCCAGCCUGGAACCUGACCUGCAAGAAUCUGCUCCUCCAGGCCCUGAGGGACACCCAGCCCUACCUGGUGGUCGACCUGGAGCAGAGCUGAGGCAUCUUUCCCAGCAGCAGUCCCACAGACAACCCCUGGCAGUUCCAGCCAUCUUACCUGGAGUCUGAUUUUUUAAUAUACAUAUGAAAAUCCAGCUUGUAUUUGGUGUGUCUUCCUACUUCCAGCCUGGAAACUCAUGCAGAGCUACAUAUCCAAGCGCCGCAGUGACUCAGAUGAAGCUCUAGCCUCCGCCUGUUCCUGGGGCAGCAGGCUCCCCAAACACUUCAUCCUUCCUGCCUCAGUCACCAAGGAAUGGUCCCUCACUCACCAUUUGGUG
This is a messenger RNA of Globicephala melas (long-finned pilot whale), 910 nucleotides long. Its product is annotated as apoptosis-associated speck-like protein containing a CARD. Gene Ontology annotation, biological process: innate immune response; inflammatory response; regulation of apoptotic process. Lineage: Eukaryota; Metazoa; Chordata; Mammalia; Artiodactyla; Delphinidae. The record is from RefSeq and is a predicted model, not a curated record.